GGGGGCUGGCGCCUCCCCGCCUCGCCGGGGCUGUCUCGUGCGGGCGGCUGCGGACGCUCGUGGCCCGCGCGCGGCGCACCUGGACCCGAGACGGCGCCCGCCGCGCUCCGGGGCUCCCGCCGCCCUCCCUGCGCCAGCCGCUGCCGGGCCGCGGCGUGGGCCGGCCCGAGGCGGGGUCUCCCCUUCCCCAGCCGCGCGGUUCCCACCGGCAAGAUGGUGCCCAGCUGUCCCCGCGCGCUCCUGCUGCCGCUGCUGCUGCUCCUCGCCUGCCCCGCGUCGCGGGCUUCCCAGAACUGUCUCAACAAACAGCAGCUCCUCACGGCCAUCCGCCAGCUGCAGCAGGUGCUGAAGGGGCAGGAGACCCGCUUCGCCGAGGGCUUCCGCAGCAUGAAGAGCCAGCUGGCGGCGCUGCACCACUCGGUGGCCAGAGCGGGCCCGGACUCCCCCCCAGUGUCCUGCCCUGCUCUGAAUGCCCCCCCAGACGGCAGAAAGUUUGGAAGCAAGUACUUGGUGGAUCACGAAGUCCAUUUUACCUGCAACCCUGGGUUCCGGCUGGUUGGGCCCAGCAGCAUGGUGUGUCUUCCCAACGGCACCUGGAGGGGGGAGCAGCCCCACUGUAGAGACAUCAGCGAAUGCUCCAGCCAGCCUUGUCAGAAUGGGGGGACCUGUGUAGAAGGAGUCAACCAGUACAAAUGCAUGUGUCCUCCAGGGAGGACUGGGAGCCGCUGUCAGCACCUGGCCCAGACAGCCGCCCCCGACGACACCAUAGCCGGCGACUCCGCCUUCAGCCGAGCGCCGCGCUGUGCGCAGGUGGAGCGGACGCAGCACUGCAGCUGCGAGGCCGGGUUCCACCUGAGCGGCGCCGCGGCCGGCGACAGCGUCUGCCAGGAUGUGAAUGAAUGCGAACUCUACAGGCAGGAGGGACGCCCCCGGCUCUGCAUGCACACCUGCGUGAAUACCCCGGGCUCCUACCGCUGUGCCUGCCCCAGCGGGUACCGGACACUGGCUGAUGGGAAGAGCUGUGAGGAUGUCGAUGAGUGUGUGAGCCCGCAGCUCGUGUGUCCCCGGGGGACCAUGUGCAUCAACACCGGUGGAGGCUUCCAGUGCGUCAGCCCGGAGUGCCCCGAAGGCAGUGGCAACGUGAGCUACGUGAAGACCUCUCCGUUCCAGUGUGAGCGAAACCCCUGCCCCAUGGACAGCCGACCCUGCCGCCACUUGCCCAAGACCAUCUCCUUCCAUUACCUCUCUCUGCCCUCCAACCUGAAGACGCCCAUCACGCUCUUCCGCAUGGCCACGGCUUCGGCCCCUGGCCGACCUGGACCCAACAGCCUACGCUUUGGGAUCGUGGGCGGGAACAGCCGGGGCCACUUCGUGAUGCAGCGCUCAGACCGGCAGACAGGGGAGCUGAUCCUGGUCCAAACCCUGGAGGGGCCGCAGACGCUAGAGGUGGAUGUUGACAUGUCGGAAUACCUGGACCGCUCCUUCCAAGCCAACCACGUGUCCAAGGUCACCAUCUUUGUGUCCCCUUAUGACUUCUAAGGCAGUUGGGGCAGGGAAGGGGGGGGGGGUCACUGCAGUGCGGAGACCUGGGCUCCUUUUGCUUCCUCAGAGACCCGGCUGUGGGCCCUGACUGCGACAGCUGUCUCUCCUUGUCCUGCCUUGUCCUCGCCCACCUGCCUCCCUGCCCAUGCCCCCUGGCUUCUCGGGCAGUGCCGCACACUCUUCUGGGGAGCGGCAGAGAAGGGCAGCUACCGGACCCACGCUGCUGCCAUGAUGGUUUUUUGUUUUUUAUUUUUCUGCUUUAAGCUCUUCCCAUAGAUUAUGCACUAACUUUCUCCAGUCUUCACAGAGAAGUGGGCAGUUUUUCAAAAUGCUGGCUGAAUGGCAUUGGAAGUUUGAACCAGUGGGGGAGGGACUAUGUGUUACGGUAUGUGUCUGAGAGGCCUGUCAGUCCUCUGUAUGGUUAGAGUCACGCCAUGUUACGAAGCGGUUCUGGUGUGCUGAGGACCAGUCCUGCCGUGCUCGUGCGGCAUGGGAAGUGGGUCUUCUGCCACAGCCCAGCACAACGUUCUUGUCUGCAUUCCUUCUGCGACACGCCGGCCAGCCUUUUCAUCAGAAAGCCAUGCCAGGGCCUGGAAUGCCCACACUGAUUCUUCUAGACCAAGGAAACAACAUUAAAGCCUAAGUUCUGCUGGAAUGAAUUCCUCUUUGAGAAAUCGUAUCUCAGAAUGUGGCCUGGUCUCGCAACUGAAGAAAUAAAGUCUGUUGCUCCUCCAUGCCCACCUGGCCUGUCCCAGCACAUGAGUUAGCUCAGGACCUUCUAGGAAGGGAUACCUGGCUUUCUUCUGAUCUAGGCAGGACCCACUGAGAUAAAUGCACGAAAAAGAAACCACGGAGGCAACCUUGGGAUUGAGCCAACAAUAGAAACUUGGCUGGGCCAAAUGGGAGAUUGGUAAAGCCACACAUGGCUGUGAUGAGCUUAAGAAAAGGCUGGAAUUUACAUUGAUUCUGGGGCCUCCUACUCCUGAUGUAGGAGCCAAGGGGCAGUGCCUUCCAGCUGACUGAGGAAGGCCAGCACUGGCUGGGACAGGGGGAAGAGACUGUUCACGUAAAAGCUUACGAGGCAGAUAAACUGAGAGGAGAUUUCAGUAUCCAAAUACAUGCUAAUCUAGGUGACGUUUCAUCAGACAUUUUAUUUUAAAAUUCCCUGUAUUUGUCUUGGUAUGAGAUGGAGCCAGAGGAAGUGCAUCACCCGUUUAGUGACCAAGCCAUAUACCAAGACGUUUUCCGGGAAAAACCUAUCCCCUAUCCUUGUCUUAUUUUUUUCAAAGGGUGAGACACAGUCAAGAGCUGCUUUUGACAUGUUUCUUCUCCUGUAGCUCGGCUGCAGUCUCUCCCAACAACAGAAUGAGGGUCUGCAAAUCUGCCUUAAUGGGUUGUUACAAGAUUAUCUUCAAACUAUUAGCCACAGCCUUACAUUUUCAAGCGGUGCUGUGACUCAGGUUAGAAGCCCGCGUGCCAUCCGGUCCCCUGUGCAGAACAUCAGGGAGGGCAGUCCAAGGGCAUGGCUGUGACCCUGAAAGUACAGUAUUACAGUGGUACAUUCUUCCUGCCAGGAGCAGGACUGGUUUCAAAGGGCAAGCCUCUCACCUCCCAGCAGGCAAGGAGUGACUUGGGGAGCUACAGAGCACAUUCCCCGCUUAGACUGGUGUCUGACGAUAACUGGGAUGCCAGACAGGCCCAGCCUAAACCAGUGGUUUACAUCGCCAAGACCUGCCUUCAUCAAAGCUGCUUCCUGUUGAUGAAAUCCGACAUCCAGCCCAGUCCCUGCAGCACCAAAGUAUCAAUGCCUGGUGGUGUGGGACGCCCUCUUGUGGAUGAUGCCUGGGCCCUUCCUCCAUGGGCAGUACCCUGUGUCUGCUCUCUCUCCGCCACUCACUUUCCCCUGGGGAAACCACCUUCUCCCCUGUCCUUUCCUAGCUGUGGUGUGCACUAGGCCAGAGGAGGGAGGAGUUAACAAAGGGUAGCCAGGAGUUGUACCCCUUUCCAGGUAAGAAGAGAGCUUCCUAUCAUUGGCAGGGGGCUUGUAAAACUUGUUAAUCAGGCAUAGUUACAAACGUGUACAGAAGUAGAGGAUAGUAUGGUGACUCCCACGUCCAAACCACCAGCUUCAACAACUAACACACAGCCAACCUUCCCCACCUCUUCUCUCACCCCAGCCCGUGAUGAUUCUGAAGCAGAUCUUGGACAUCAUGUCAUCUCAACACUAGACAUUUCUACGUGUAUCUCUAAACCAAAAGGACUUCUGAAAAAGCUUCACCUCCAUACCAAUCAUGCUUUAAAAAUUAGCAAUGAUUUGGGGCACCUGGGUGGCUCAGUUGGUUGAGCGUCGGCCUUCAGCUCAGGUCAUGAUCCCAGAGUCCUGGGAUCGAGUCCCGUAUCAGGAUCCCAACUCCAUGGGGAAUCUGCUUCUCUCUCUGACCCUCCCCCUUCUCAUGCUCUCUCUCUCAAAUAAAUAAAUAAAAUCUUUUUUUUUAAUUGGCAGUAAUUCCUUAAUACAUCCAACAACUCAGUCAUUGUUCAAAACUUCUGAGUAGCUCAGGAGUUUUUGUCUGAGUUAGGUCCAUGCUCUGUAAUUUGUGGUCAUGCCUCUUGAGUCUCCUUUAAAUGUAGCAUCGGCUCUCACCGGUUAGCACAUACUGGGAUCACCCGGAGGCUUGUUAGAGAUCAGUACUGGAUGGUGUAUCCUGGAGAAUUUCUCAAAGCCUGGGUCUUGCUGGGUGCAUCUCUGCAGUGUCUUUUAACAUGUUCCUCUGUCCCAUUUCUUACACAUCAGUAGUUUAUCGAGAGAUUUAGUCAGAGUCCAGUUGUGUUUAUUUGUACAAAACUACUUUAUUGGAGGUGACAGGUACUUCUGCGGGGAGCCACAUAAUCUCUAGUUGCCUCUCUUUUCUGGUGAUAGCAGCCAUUCGUGAUUAUCAUAGACCCAUAACCUCUUCAGGGGUUGCAAACACUAUUCUAGUGCUGAUGUCUCUUCUUUGUUAGCUGGCAUACUUUAUAAAGAGAAACAAACUUCUAUCAAUUAUUCAUUUGGUCACCCUGAAGUUUGAUUUGUAGAGGAAGGCAGCAAAAAUUCUUGACUUUGUCCCCUUCAUCAGUUUCCAAGAUGGUUUUCUGGCAUCCUUCCAAACUGUCCAGCAAGAGUUGUUUUCUUUUCUUUGAGCAUACCGUACACUCUUGAUUUAAAAAUAUUUCAAGUGUGUUUUAAUCCACUGCAGUUGUUUACUGUUACUCAAAUUAUCGCGUCUUUGGCUCUUGGGAAUUACAUUAAUUGGCUGAUUCCUUUUGACGUGACCCUAGUUGGUCUUUGACAUUUUGUAGUUAUCUUGUAUGACAGGAUGUUUUAAGCUCAUCUUGGGUGUUUUAUGACUCAGUUAUCCAGUGAUUCCCAGGGAUCCCUGGUUCCUCUUAGUGGGGAAAAUCUGGGUGGUAGGAGUGCUCAUUGGUAGUGGUUUGGUCACUGUUUCUUGGUGUUAGUGGACAGAACUAGGAAAUAAUGCACUAUGAGUUUUGUUUGUUUUUUUAACUACAUGAGUUUAUAAAGGUACUUCCAAUUCGACUCAGGACUGCAGGAUUUUUAAUGUAACCUUAUUGAUUUUUACAUCUGCUCUUUUUUCACUCAUUCUAAAAACCUCUUUCUCAACAAUCACCAAAAUAAUUACAUAUUGUUUUAAACCAUCAGAGUAACGAUGCCCAAACUGUCAUAAAAAAUAAUUACUGAGAACAGUUAAAAUUUUCUUUUGCAGUUCUUUUUGUCCUUAGGGUUUUUGCCAUUAGAGAUGUUCAGUCAGAUUACCAUUUUAAAAUAACUUGGAAUAGUGGUUAUGUUCCAAACUUGAAUCGGGGUUAUGGUUAUUCACUUUAUUUUGCUUAAAUUUUUAGACCUUGCUCUUUUCAUUUUAAUUUUUUUAUAAUCAUGUAAACUAUUUACAUGGCUCCAAAGUCAUAUCCACGAAAUGAGCAACAUUCAGAGAAAUCUGUAUUCUGACCCAGUCCCCUCUACCUAUUCUUCCUUCUGCCUUAGAUAAUUUUUCUUCCAUUUCACCCUUCCAUUAAAUAAAAAAAAAGAUACACACACACAUGAUAAAUGAUAGCACACUAUUUCAUACUUUCCUUGGUCUUGCUUUUUUUCCUGUAACAGUAUGUUGAAUAUCAUUCCAUAGAACCAGAUAGAAUGUUCUAUUAAAUGCUCCAUUUUGAAGUCAUACAUACCAUUGUUUAUUCAACCAGUCACCCCUGACUGUCAUUGGGGUUGUUUCCAAUCCUUUGCUAUUAAAAGUAUUGUGGCAAUA
Mustela lutreola (European mink) is the source of this 5852-nucleotide messenger RNA. RefSeq names its product fibulin 7 (gene FBLN7). The record is from RefSeq and is a predicted model, not a curated record. Bases 214 to 1539 code for a protein of 441 amino acids. Gene Ontology annotation, molecular function: calcium ion binding. NCBI's taxonomy places the organism in Eukaryota, Metazoa, Chordata, Mammalia, Carnivora, Mustelidae. The transcript has 8 exons.